Molecule: messenger RNA, 1635 nt
Organism: Silurus meridionalis
Lineage: Eukaryota; Metazoa; Chordata; Actinopteri; Siluriformes; Siluridae
Gene: dcps
Product: decapping enzyme, scavenger
Exons: 6
Coding region: 19-981 (320 amino acids)
Biological process (GO): deadenylation-dependent decapping of nuclear-transcribed mRNA
Cellular component (GO): nucleus; P-body
Molecular function (GO): RNA 7-methylguanosine cap binding; hydrolase activity
Source: RefSeq, a predicted model, not a curated record
UUCGGUCACGUGAGCAAAAUGGCGGCUUCUCAAAAGGUCGGAGAGCUUAGCCCUCAGACAGUAAUACGCCUCGAAACGUUACAAAAUCCUGAAAAUGAAGACGGACCCCCAGCGAAGAAGUCCGUAUCACAUUUUAAAGUGGAAGGGAUACUCCGUGAAUCUGCCAGGGAGAAAAGCAUUUUCGUACAAGGAAAGCUUGAUGAACAGGAGGCUAUAAUCAUCCUGGAGAAAACGCCAAUCACACAAGCUGUCGUUCCAGAGUUGUUGUUGAGCACGCAGGUACUGGAGAUGAAGAACGACAUAUACAGCACCUACCAUCUCCAACCACCACCAAACCUCAACGAAAUUAAGACCACUGUGAUCUGCCCAGCGACGGAGAAACACUUCAAGAAGUACCUGCGUCAAGAGGUGUUUCUCAUUGAGGAGACUGAGGAUGAUUAUCAGUCCAUCACACGCCCUUACAUAAUAACAAAGGGCUUGAGUGUGGAGUGGGUUAACAACAUCUUGGAAAAGAAAUCUGAGGCUGAUAGGAUUAUUUUUGACGAUCCAGACCCGCAAUUUGGUUUCAUCCUGAUUCCAGAUUUCAAAUGGGACCAAAAGCAGAUGGACAACUUGCAUCUGAUCGCAAUCGUAUAUCCACCCGACCUUAAGAGUUUGAGAGAUCUCACUUCUUAUCAUCUUCCUUUACUGAUAAACAUCCGUGAGAAAGGCCUGAAGGCAAUCGCAAAGCGCUACAACAUCCCGGCCUCAAAACUGCGUGUGUUGCUGCAUUACCAGCCAUCGUACUACCACCUGCACGUACAUUUCAUUCUUCUGGAUUACGACGCUCCAGGGUGUGGUGCGGAGAGAGCACACCUGCUCUCAGAUGUCAUUCAGAACCUGCAGAUCAACUCUAAUUACUACCGAAAACACACGUUUACCUUCCCACUACUGGCAAAUGACGCGCUGCUGAGCAAGUUCAAGGAAGCAGGGCGAUUUUAGAUUGUUUGUUUUUUUUAACUUAAUGCUAGUUGUGUGAUUGAUUGAGAAUGUUAAGGACAUUUGUGUUCCACUUUAAGUCUGAAAAGUUUUCUCAAUAUUGUAUUUUUACGUUUUUUUUAAUGUGAUCUUUGAGGUUUUUUUUAUUUGUUGUUUUUUAUAAAAUGUCGAAUAUUUCUUCGCGAUGUUCUUAAACUUCAAACACGACCACAUUUGUUGCUGAACUCCAGCUUUUUUAAAUGUAUAUUUUAAAUAAAUUACACCUUCUGUUCUUCUUUUUUAGUUUUUUUUUUCUUCUUCUUUUCUCCCAACCAGCUUCACCACGCUGUGAGAAUUAAUUUGUUUGCAAAUCAGAGGGGCCUCUUUGUAAAAUUUUUGGCCCCUUGGAGGAAGAUUGAAUGAAAUCUUGUACCAUUCACGCUUUCAGAGAAACACUACAGCUUUGUAAAAGUGUAGGAAACAGUUAUAAAUGUAAUCUUUGAAAACGCAUUCUUGUGAAUGGGGUUUUUAACCAGAUUGAUGUUUUUCUGUUUGAGUGUUUAAAGAAUGAUUAGUAAGUACAUUGCAGUUGUGUUUCUGGUCAGUUAAUAAAAAGGUUUCAGUUCUGUAGCAAUGUAACAACUGAUUAUAUUAAAGCAAAAAGAGUUUUACUUGUAA